CUAAAUCAUCAACGAAGAAAAACAGCAGGAAGAACAGGCGAGCUGCCCGCCAAAUUUGCUUGUAAACAAAGUCGGCCCCGUUUUAGUCCAACAAACUAUGACGAAUUUUGACUUUUCCACAUAACACCGAAUUGUUUUAGCCCGUCAACAAUGAAUUUAGUAGGAAAAGGAGGUGGCGAUUCCAACCAGUUUGCUGGCAGUGCUGACAGCGAUUCAAUCAAAGUUUUCGUCCGAGUACGACCUCUUACCAAGGGCAGCGGACUAACCACAGAUGGAGAUCAGAGCUUGUGUCUCAAAGUCACCUCACCAAACACCAUACGUCUGCUUGCCAAACCGGAACCGCGGACCUUCACCUAUGACCAUGUUGCUGACAUGGACACGUCACAGGACUCUGUUUUCUCCAGCGUGGCCAAGAAUAUUGUGGAGUCAUGUAUGAAUGGAUACAAUGGAACCAUUUUUGCCUACGGGCAAACAGGAUCAGGAAAAACGUUCACAAUGCUCGGGCCCUCUGAGUUGGACAACUUUACGGAUGAAUUGCGGGGUGUUAUUCCUCGCAGUUUUGAGUACCUGUUCUUUCUCAUCAACAGAGAAAUGUCUCAGUCCAAAAGUUUUCUCUGUAAAUGUUCAUUCAUCGAGAUUUACAAUGAACAAAUCUUUGACCUCCUGGACACGGCCUCCGCCAGCCUCUUUGUCAGAGAGAACAUCAAGAAGGGUGUGUUUGUGGAGGGGGCGUUGGAGAGGUUUGUCAGCUCUGCUGCUGAAGCAUACCAGGUGUUGUCUCAUGGCUGGCGUAAUCGCAGAGUGGCCUCCACUUCCAUGAACCGCGAGUCUUCUAGGUCUCAUGCUGUGUUCACCAUGACUCUGGAGUCCAAGGAAUCCAUCAAUGAGGUGGUGAACAUUCGAAUGUCUCAGCUGAACCUGGUUGACCUGGCUGGCUCAGAGAGGCAGAAAGACACACACACCGAAGGCUCCAGGCUCAAGGAGGCCAGCAGCAUCAAUCGCUCCCUCAUGUGCCUUGGUCAGGUGAUCAUGGCUUUGGUCGAUGUGUCCAAUGGGAAGAAUCGCCACAUUUGCUAUCGAGACUCCAAAUUAACCUUCCUGUUGCGGGACUCUCUUGGAGGAAAUGCAAAGACUUACAUCAUAGCCAAUGUUCACCCUGGAUCAAAAUGUUUUGGAGAAACAUUAUCAACGUUACAAUUUGCCCAGAGAGCAAAGCUGAUCAAGAACAAGGCCAUUGUCAACGAGGACACCCAAGGAAAUGUAAGACAGCUGCAGGCUGAGGUGAAGAAGCUGAAGGAGCAGCUUAUGCAGGCUAUCUCGUCUCACCAAGUGGAUUAUGGGAAAGAUGUAGCACCUGGAGGACAACUCAACUCAAAGCUCUACGUGGAUGCUAAACAUGGCUCCUUGUACAAAACCAAGUUUAUGGCUGCUGUUCGUUUGUGGAAGAAACGAGAGGAAGAGAAGAAGGUUCUGCUUAAGAAGACAUCUCAGCUGGAGGAGGCCUGGACUCAGAAGGACAAGUUCAUCCACUCCAGUCGCCUGAUCAUCAAAUUCCGAGAGGAUCAUAUUAGUCGCCUGGAGAAAAAACUCAAGGCAGAAUGUGGCACAGUUGCAGACGUGGAGUCGCAGGCUCUCAUUGACCAGCUAAAAGAAGAGAUUAGUAUUUUACGAUACCAGAUUGAACAUCACCCCAAGAUGACUCGCUAUGCAGCAGAGAACUACAGCCUCAGAGAGGAGAAUCGUCAGCUCCGUUCCCUUGAGUCAGUGAAGAAAGCCGACGAGGAUGAAGCACAAGUUGCACAAGAGCUUGAAGAAGAUUUCCAGAGGGCCAUGGAGGUGGAUAGGAACAUGGAAACUCCAGCCGGUGCUUCAACCUCCUUGGCGACGGAUGCUCUUGGUCCACCCGCAGUGGAGAAGCUGAAAGCUCAGCUGCUUCAAAAACAGUCAGAUCUUACAGCAGUUCUACAGGCCUUUGAGGAGUACAAGGAAAUCACUAAGAAGCAGAUGUCUCAGUUAGAGUCAGACAAACGAUACCUUGACAAGUCCAACAGGCAUUUGGAAAACAUUUUGGAAGCCACAAAUGCCUACAAAAAGCAAGAAGUCUCUGAAUUGAACAGAAUUCAUGUUGAAACUCUCAAGAUUCUCACUACACCCACCAAAGCAUACAACCUGCGCUCCCGUCUCGUACCAAUGUCCAGCCCAGAACAUUUGAACAGCAGCAUCAACGAUCAAAAUGACAUUUUGGCCGAGCCAUCCCCUUCACACACAACCGAGAUGGCUCUGACUGAAGAACUGCGUCAAGUGCAGGAGCAAGCGAGUCAGGUUCGGGCCCAGCUGGGGGAGGAGGAACUGAAGAACAGCAAGCUGAUGCAGCAAAUUGCAAAACUAGAGGAGCAGAUCCACGUCAUGUCACUGGAGUCUGGACAAAAGGAAGAGCAACUUUCAACUGAGCGCACUAACAAGAACAGAGAUCAUCUCAAACUACAGGAGAUGAUCAACAGCCUGCAACAGAAACAUCAGUGCGAACAGGAGACUGCAGAAGUAUUAAAAAGUGAGAUCCGAGAUCUACGUCUGGUGCUGCAGUCAUCCGACAAGGAACUGGCCAUCGUGAAGGAGGAGCUCAGAGACAAGCAAAGUGAGCAGCAGAGACAGGCGAGCCAGCUCUCCAGCAGUCUGAUCGCCACGCAGCUCCAGCUUGACAAAGUCCAGCUGGAAUGGGAGCAGCUUCUGGAGCAGCACCACACUCUGCAGGAUUCUUUCGACCAGCUGCAAGCCGAGGCAAAGUUUGAUGCGGAUCAUGCGAGACAGCAGAUGCAGGACAGGCAGCAGGAGAUCAGCCAACUGAGAGCUCAGAUUGCCGAGUUAAACAACUCUCUGGAAACGGAGCAAGAGCACACUCGCACCCUGACCUACCAGUUAAGAGAGAGCAGAGAAAAUACAUCGAAAGAACUUAGUGAAACGGCUGAGGAGAACACACGGCUCAGCAAGCAAGUCUUGGACAUGACCGUGCAAAUCCAACAGCAGGUCUCCAAACUUGAUCACCGAGAGCAAAAUCUCUGUACUGCCAAUGAAACCAUAAAAGGCCUGGAGCAGAAGGUUGAACAGGACAAAGAUGUCGUCCUUCAUCUGAUCAAUCAAACCCGAGACCUCCGCAGUGAGCUCAAUCACAAAGAACAGACCAUUGCACAUCUGUCAGGAGACAUCAGCGAUAUCACUGCCAAGUACAAUGCUGCCUGCUUGGAACGAAAAGGCGUCGAAGAGCAAAACACCAAGAUGCAAGCUGAAAUCACAGACCUAAAAGAAGCCCUGGAAAGGAGUUGUGCAUCAAGCAAAAUAGAGGUUGAAGUACUGCAGGACGAGGUCAUUUACGCAAACGAGGAGGUUGAAAGACUUACAAAGGUUUUAGAUGAGCACAACAACCUCCUCGAAGCUGCUCAAGAGCAAGCUGCUCAGAAGGACAUUGUGAUCCAGAAUCUCCAGCAGAAGGUCCAACAGCAGCACGAAGCUGUGGAAAAAACAAUAAGAAACGGAGCUCUCAAAAAUGUCGAGUCAACUUGCACUCCUAAAGCAAUAGCGAAGACCCCCUGCACACCAGGAAGCUUCAGCCGGGACUUAACCCAGGUCCUCGAGAGUCAGGAGAGGGAACUGGAGAAUCGCCGGUCCUCCAUGAUGACCAUGGAGAUUCUCUUGGCAGAGCUCAAUGCUGAGAGAGCUGCCAAGAAUGAGGAGAUUCAACGGCUCAAAACCCAGCUGACUGAGAAAGAGGUGGUCCGCAUGGAGAUUCAGGGCUUGCUUGACCAGUUUUAUAAUAAAAAGCCCCAGGGUGGAACUACCAACAGUGAGGAGCUCAUUGAAGGCAUCAAACAGUCUCUUCUGAAGGAGCUGCAAGAGGAACGAGAAGAGAAGGAAAAAGUGAUACAAAGGCUCUCUGACACUCAAAAAAAAAUGCAGACCCAGGAGUCCAUGUUGGCCCAGUCUCAGACUUGUGUCCAGGAGCUGACCACAGAACUGAGAAAUCGCUGUCUAGAACUGAGAGAGUUGAGCCACAGGGUUCAGGAUGAGGACAGACUCGUCAAGGAGAAUGAGCUUCUCCGUAAACAGAAUGUUCAGCUGUCUGAGGAGAAUGGAAAACUGGUGGGGCACAAGAACCACAAACAGAGGAUUGAAUAUUUGGUCAAGUUAAAGAAGGACAACACCAGACUGCAGGCGGAAAAUGAAAAGCUUCGAUCAGCGAUGAGCAUUAUGCAAGACAACAGUGGACCUUUGCUGUGAUGCUUUUUAUACUUGCCCCUGUAAAAAAAAAUCAGGGGUCAAGUGUCUUUACAGUCACUUGAAGUGAUUUUUUUAAAAAUCAUUUUUGUAUGUUUUUGUUUAC
Messenger RNA from Hippocampus comes (tiger tail seahorse), 4375 nucleotides. It is a transcript of the gene kif15, whose product is annotated as kinesin family member 15. The transcript is spliced from 35 exons. Lineage: Eukaryota; Metazoa; Chordata; Actinopteri; Syngnathiformes; Syngnathidae. Gene Ontology annotation, molecular function: ATP binding; microtubule motor activity; microtubule binding. The coding region runs from base 151 to 4272 and encodes 1373 amino acids. Gene Ontology annotation, biological process: microtubule-based movement. The record is from RefSeq and is a predicted model, not a curated record.